Messenger RNA from Poecilia latipinna (sailfin molly), 2984 nucleotides. RefSeq names its product ankyrin repeat domain 6b (gene ankrd6b). Gene Ontology annotation, molecular function: protein binding. The transcript has 16 exons. The coding region runs from base 310 to 2547 and encodes 745 amino acids. NCBI's taxonomy places the organism in Eukaryota, Metazoa, Chordata, Actinopteri, Cyprinodontiformes, Poeciliidae. Gene Ontology annotation, cellular component: cytoplasm. The record is from RefSeq and is a predicted model, not a curated record.
UGGGUUUUUACUCAUUUCCUGCAGACAGCGGGUAGCCUCCUCUUGUGGGCAGCUGGAAUAGUUUAUUCUGGAGCUCGGUUCGAACCUCGACACUGUUUGUUCGUCCUGAGACUAUAGGUGUAUGAUGGCAUGCUGUCCUGGCCGAGUGGGUGACUUCUAGCAACAGGAAAUCAGUGACACUGACAGCCCCCAGCAAGCCAUGCUGCAGCCCUGUGGAUUAACUAGAUUACCAAACAGCUUCACCUUCUCAACAUUUCUCAGCAUCUGGAACUCUGUGUUCAAAGACAGCCACAUCACUCGCCCUGCUUCAUGAGCCAGCAGGAUGCAGCUGAGGUCCUCGCACUUUCCGAGCGCCUCCUCAUAGCUUCACACAAGGGACAAGCUGACAAUGUGGUCCAGCUUAUCAACAAAGGUGCAAAAGUAGCCGUCACCAAGUACGGCAGAAGCCCCCUUCACCUGGCUGCCCACAAAGGUCACCUUGAGGUUGUGCGGAUCCUGCUGAAAGCUGGAUGCGAUCUGGACAUUCAAGAUGAUGGGGAGCAGACAGCCUUACACCGUGCUGCUGUGGUGGGAAACACUGACAUUAUCAGCGCACUCAUCCAGGAAGGGUGUGCACUGGAGAGACAGGAUAAGGAUGGCAACACCGCUCUUCACGAGGUUUCCUGGCAUGGAUUCAGUCAGUGUGUGAAACUGCUGGUGAAGGCUGGAGCCAACGUUCAUGCCAAAAAUAAGGCUGGGAACACAGCUCUCCACCUGGCCUGUCAGAACGGUCACACCCAGAGCUCCAAGGUCCUGCUGCUCGGUGGAUCCCGACCUGACAGCCAAAACCAUGCAGGCGACACCUGUCUGCAUGUGGCUGCUCGGUAUAAUCACGUGGCUAUGCUGCGCAUCCUGCUGGGAGCUUUUUGUUCAGUGUCAGAGAAGAACACAGUUGGAGACACACCACUCCAUGUGGCAGCUGCUCUGAACCACAAGAAAACUGUUCGUCUAUUACUGGAGGCUGGAGCAGACAGUCAGAUUCAAAACAAUGCAGGUCAGACUGCUUUGGACCAUGCCAGAGAUCACAACAACCCAGAGGUGGCUCUGCUUCUAACCAAGGCUCCCCAGGUGCAGAGCUUCAUGCGUGGCAGGACUGUGAGGAAGAGAAGAGAGAAGCUGAAAGCAGACCGCCGAGCGCGGUCGGUGCCCAGAGAUGAGAUGCUGAGCUGUAAUGACAGUGCAUCUGCUGCAGACGGCACCCAGAGCAGCGACCCAGCAGCUCCACUGGCAGAGGCAAACAGCAGACAAGAGAAGGCCAGGAAGCAGAAAGAAAAGCCAUCUUUGUCCGAACCUCUGCGCCGCAGAGAGAUCAGGAGGAAAAACAAAACACAUGGAGCCUCUCCUUAUGGAUCCAUUCCACCUCACAACUACAAAGCUUAUCAGCUCUACACACUCUACAGGGGCAAGGAUGGCAAGAUCAUGCAAGCUCCACUGAACGGCUGCCGCUGUGACCCACUGCUCAGUAAAUUGGAGAACCAGCUGGAAGCCACUAAGGAGGAGAUGAAGACAGAGAUCCACGCCGUGGAAGAUCUGGUCAACAAAAAGAUGGGUCAGCUGGACCGCAGGAGCAAACACCAGAUCCGAGCUCUGGAUAAGAUGACGGUGGAAAGAAUUUCUGCAGAGAAGAGCGAGUGUCUGCAGAGGAUGGAGCACUGGGCUCUGCAGGAGCGACUGGAAGCAGAGAAGAGACAGACGUCUCUGGCUACUGAGCUGAAGAGCUGGUGUUUGUCCAAACUACAGAACAUGGAGGUCCGCUUCAUGGGAGACUCCAGCACCAAGCUGCAGCGCUCCUCCUCUCUGGCUGAUGAUCUGUGUGAAGCUGAUGGAGCCAGCAGCACCGUGCAGCCUGCUGAGCUGGGCUGCAGCUCCCCACUCCCACUGCCCAACCGGGCUGAAGCCAGUAAGGUGGAGGGCGGCUCGGCCAGCCACUACUUUGUGGUUCAUGUGGAGAACUCUCCAGAUGGUGAGAAGGAGCAUAAGACAGAGGCUGCAGCACUGUCGUCUGUCCAGGUGGUCCGGCCUAAGGAACGCUCUGCAGACGCUCAGAGGAAUAAACAGAACCUGCAGAGAGCGGGCCUGGCAGACCCAAAGGCUGCUGGGAGACCGAGGCACAGAGCCAGCAGCCUGUCUCCUGCCACAGGGCGGCGCUGCAGCAGCAGAGAUGUAGAGAGAGGCCGAGUCAGAGCAAAGCAGCAUGAAAAGCAUGCAGGCGGCAGGACCAGGUCAAGGGGAGACACAGGGAUCCGGACUAUGGAGCUGCUUAAAGACCUCUCUGGUGGGCCGUCCUUUGCUCAGGAGAGGGACAGCAUGCACGCUGUGGAGGUGACCCAGUACUUCUUCGAGGCUGUGUCCACCCAGAUGGAGCGCUGGUAUGAGAGGAAGGUGCAGGAGGCCCGCUGGCAGGCCAACCAGAGGGCUCAGGCCGACAAGGCUGCUCUGGUCCAGAGGAUCGCUAACCUGGAGGAAGAGCUCCGUGUUCUGAGGACAAGUCGCCAUGACGACUACUAACGCGCCUCUUCAGAACAUUCUGGCCUUCCAGGGGGUGGGGCUGCCUGGAAUAUUCAGCACCUCCAUCCAUGUGGGGCUGAUUGUUAUUGCAGAACUGAGCAAAUGACUUAAUGUGUACAUAUUGAAAAUAACAUUCUUAUGUUCUUAACAUAAGGAUGCUAUGUGAAGAAGCACAGCAUCUUCUUCAUAUAGCAUCCUUGAAAUCCACUAUGGAUCAUAGAACAUACUAUGACCCCUAGUGUUCACUAUGAUCCGUAGUGUUCACUAGUGUUUGCUAUGAUCACACCAUCAUGUGGGGACAUGCCUGCUGCCUGCUGGAUUCAAACAGAUAAGCUAUGAUGUAUUUAUAACACUGAAUGUGGAAAAAACCUGGUGGAUUUCCAGCCAUUUGUUUUACUGCAUAGUGACUUUUAUUAAAGCUGUAGAGUUAACACACA